Messenger RNA from Colletotrichum spaethianum, 564 nucleotides. RefSeq lists its product as uncharacterized. The transcript has 2 exons. Bases 1 to 564 code for a protein of 187 amino acids. NCBI's taxonomy places the organism in Eukaryota, Fungi, Ascomycota, Sordariomycetes, Glomerellales, Glomerellaceae. The record is from RefSeq and is a predicted model, not a curated record.
AUGCCCCAAAUCCUGAAGGACAUGGACCGGGCGCGAAAGACUGAGAUCGAGUCUCUCCGCGUCGGCGUCAUCAACAACAUACACUCAAUAUAUCAAAAGGCAGACAAGAUGGUUGUGCUGGACAGUCUAGCAUUGCAAAUUGACACCGGCAGUCUCAUUGAUGUCGCUGUUAUUCUUUCAUUGGGUCGCUGGAUCGCAAGGAUGUGGACUGUGGUUGAGGCGAGGCUGGGGAAUAGAGUCUUGAUUAAGACUGCAAACGGAGAGGUCGAUUUGGAUGAGAUUGUAUCACUACUGGAAGAGGAGGCUAUUGAGGCCAGUCAUCGUUAUGGCGUUCUGCUGAGAAUUCUGUCGACUACGCGUGGAAAAGCUUCCCAUUUGGCCAGGUCUGGGCUACAUGAUUUGGUCGAAGCCUUCAGACACUCUCACACUGGGGACAACGUCGACAGAGUACGGGCAGCUUUUCCAUUGCUGGGUCUCAGAUGGGAAGCCGGAUGGGGCCAAGAAGAGGCCUCUAUGGCGAACGGAGAAUCUCUGGGUGUUACCAUGCAAUACCCUCUGUCUUGA